AUGGGCAUUCAUAAACCAAUGUUUAUAUAUGAAUUCAUCAUCACUGGAUUAUAUAUAAGAUUAUUAGCCUCGUAUGAUUUAAGUCAUUUGAUGUUUAAAGGAGGAAUAUCGAAAACAACUAUCGCAUUUUCAGGUUUAUAUUCUAUGGUUGUU
Funneliformis caledonium is the source of this 153-nucleotide messenger RNA. Lineage: Eukaryota; Fungi; Glomeromycota; Glomeromycetes; Glomerales; Glomeraceae. The record is from the annotation of a GenBank genome assembly.